Linum trigynum is the source of this 2614-nucleotide messenger RNA. The record is from the annotation of a GenBank genome assembly. NCBI's taxonomy places the organism in Eukaryota, Viridiplantae, Streptophyta, Magnoliopsida, Malpighiales, Linaceae.
AUAGUGAAGUGUUUAAGCGGGAAUCUGUUGCUCUACUGAGUUACAUGAGUUACUGCAGGCUGAAGAAUCUUUCUUACGGCACAAAUCUAGGGAUCUCUGGCUUAAAGGGGGUGACUCUAAUACUCCAUAUUUUCAUCGAUCUCUGAAAACCAGGCAGCAGAGGAAUAUGAUAACUAUGCUUAAGAAUGAAGAGGGGAAUAAGGUUACUGAUUUAAAAGAACUGGGAGACAUUGCUGAAGGGUUUUAUAAACGAUUGAUGGGACGAAAGCAUCCUUAUGUGAUAGAAGAAUCUGAUGAGUUCUACUCAGAGCUCCUGAGGAAGACUUUAUCUAGUGAUGAAGGUCUUUGUGAUCCUGAUACAGAGGAAGAAGUAAAGAGUGUGGUCUUUGCAAUGAAUGGGGAUAAGAGCCCUGGGCUUGAUGGAUAUUCUGCAGCGUUCUUUCAACAUGUUUGGCCUGUUACAGGGGCAGAGGUAACGUUUGCUAUUCAAACUUGUUUUCAUGAUAGUAAAAUGCCUAGAGAAGUGAAUGCCACAAUUUUAGCUCUUGUUCCUAAGAUCCAGAACCCUGAUGAAAUGAGAUUUUUUUUAGACCUAUCUCCUAUUGCAAUACUAUCUACAAAGUCAUAGCCAAAAUUAUUGCUAAUAGGCUUAGGAUUCAUCUGCCACAUCUUAUUAGCUUGAACCAAACAGCUUUCAUUAAGGGGAGAUCUAUUGGAGAUAACAUUUUGCUUUCUCAUGAACUUGUUCACAAGUAUGCUCAGAAAAAUGUUUCUCCUAGAUGUGCACUCAAAAUUGAUUUGAUGAAAGCCUUUGAUUCAGUUGAUUGGCUUUUCAUUUUCAAAGUGUUGAAGAAUAUGGGGUUUCCAGAUCUGUUCACAAGCUGGAUAAGAAUGUAUGUGAGUACUCCUAUGCUAAGUGAUGGGUUAAAUGGAGGGUUAGUGGGUUACUUUCCUGCCUGUAAAGGAUUUAGACAAGACUACCCUCUUUCUCCUUAUCUGUUUGUGAUUGUAAAAGGAUUGGUAUUACUCAUCUAUGCUUUGCAGAUCAUCUUCUAGUCUUCUCUGAUGGCUCUAAUUAUGGUUUUCUAAGAUUUCAAGAGAGCCUAGCUCAUUUUAGAAGGCUUUCUGGUUUGCAAGUUAACCCUAGUAAAUGUGAGUUGUUUUUUGGGGGCUGCCUGGCCCGGAACAGAAGGUGAGGGCUACAAGAUAUGGGUUUUCACUUGGCAAAUUCUCUGUCAGGUAUCUGGGGGUACCCUUGUCUUCGGGGAAGCUCACUGUCUCAGCAUGUAAACCUCUUAUUGAUAAGAUUGUAGCUAGGAUAAAUAGCUGGAAAUCAAGAUUUCUAUCAUAGGUUGGUCGUGUUGAACUAGCCAGCUUAGUAUUGUAUAGCUUGCAUCAAUACUGGAUGGUUGUUUUUAUACUUCCAAAGGCAGUGGUUCGAGAGGUGGAAGGAAUAUGUAGUAAUUUCUUAUGGGGUGUGGGACAUGGAGGAAGAAUGAAAGCAAAGAUUGGAUGGAACCACCUAAUAUUUCCUAAACAGGAGGAGGGACUUGGUCUGCAAGAUUUGGCAACUUGGAAUCAGGGCCGUCCCAUUAUAUUCGGAGGCCCUGUUCGAAAAUUUAAAUGUGGCCACACAAAAUUUUCUCGCAAAUGUGUUCAAAAUAAAAAAUAAUAAUAAAAAUUACACAACUUCAAAAUUUUAUUACAAAUUAAUAUUAUUAUAUAUUAUCUGAUAUUAUCUACACUUAGAAACUAUCAUUUUGAAACUUUUGGGUUGACAUAAUUAUAAAUUAUAACCAAAGAUUAAUAAUUUCAAAUUUUCAAUCAAUAUAAGUUCUCUGCAAAAGAAAAGGAAAAAAGAUUAGAACUUAAAACAAGUUGAGUAGGAGACUGGAUAAAUUUUCAAUCAAUAUGACUUAAUCAGAAUUGAGUAUAAAUUCAUAUUUAAGCGUUGGAUGCUUCUGGGAAGUUGAGAAAUUUUGAGGAAAGAGAAGAUUAAAUAAGUUAGCUGAUAUUUAAAUUCAACAAACCAAUUGUAGCUUAGUGGUUGAAUCUUUUUAUAAUAAAGAAGAGGUUGGUGGUUCGAUUCUCCUCCCUCCCUCCCUGCGUCUAUGUACAAUGGGUUUUUGUGUGGCCAUGUGGGCUUCGCUAGCCCAAGCGGGCCUCUGGUCUUAUGGAUUGCAGGCCUGCGAUCGUAUGGAUUAUGGGCCCCCAAAACUUGAGGCCCUGUGCUGUAGGUCUGACCAGCACAGGGUCUGGGCCGGGCCUGCUUGGAAUAUUGCUUGUGUCACUCGUCAUAUUUGGCUUCUGUUAAUGCAGCAUGGAUCAUUAUGGGUGGCGUGGAUCAGCACUUACAAACCGAAAGGCCAAGAUUUUUGGCUUUAUACUGGUGGCUCUGGAUCUUGGAACUAGAAAAGUAUUAUGAAAACUAGGCUGAAAGUCUACACUUAUUUUCAUCAGCAGGGCAGGAAAUUUACUGGGAUCAGGAACGAAUGGAGGUUUUCUCCAUUAGACGUAUCUGGGAGACUCUCAGGCCGAAACAACAGAAAGUGGCAUGGUCUAAUAUCUUAUGGAAGGGUAGCUCUAUCCCUAGAAAUAGAUUCAUUACUUGGCC